AUGCCUGAUAUAAAUCCAGACAAAUUUAAUCCCUCGAGUGGUAGGAUAAAUGACAGUGAAAGAAAAUGGUCCGCCAUAAGAAGAUUGAGUGAACAACUGACAGAAGUCACUCUAGCAGCAAUGCAAAAGGCGGACGCUAGCUUUCCUGACAAACCUCUGCUCGAUGUACCUAUAUUAUCCUGUCCACAUUGUCACAAAACAGAUCAUCACUGCUUCAACGAUUCCAUAGAUGAAUCUAUAGAGUCUUCAAACUGGCACUCUAGUUUACAGCGUUGCGGAAGAUCCAAGAGUGUGGCAUUAUCUGGUCAUGAGCGAGGAUGUAAGUACUGUGCGGCCUACUUUUAUCAAAAUCCACUAAAAGACUAUGUCUGGUCGCGACCACAUAUUCAAUCAAACAAAACCGCUUGGCAGCACAGUCGAUCUUUCCAUUCUCAAAAAUCUAGCUUGAUACCAGGAGAAGUUGGUACUGAUGAAAUUCCAAUCUUAAGUGGACUUUAUCGAGAUUUAAAAUUCGAAAACCGUAAACGAUUUUCUGCAGUUAAAAGGAGAUCCAGUUCUCUAACUGAAUUGCCCCCAACUUCGUCUCAGCAUACUCAAACUAUAUUCUCCAGUAUAACACCAAUCAACGAGUUUAUAAAUAAAUCGAGAUGCGGAUUAAAAUCAGGAUCUUUCUAUACAAAACAAGCCUCAGGUCUUCGAUUCCAGUUACCGGCGGCACUUCAGAAAUCUAAAUCUGUUCGUAAACGUGGGCUUGAUUUUGGUCUGCGUAAAACGCUCUCUGUGACAAAUGCCAUUGUUCGAAUGCCUAUUGAAUCUGCAACAUCGUCAAGCAGAAAAAAGUUGGAUUAUUGUAACACCACAGGUGAUCCCUCUGUAAGUCCCCUUCUUUAUAAUGCAACUUCAUCUCCAUCAAUUCCAAAAUCUACUCAGGAUACCCCGCUGUAUGCUCAAUCUAAUAAAUUUGGAGAUGUUAAACAGACCAACAUAAUUCUAAAUGAACUAUACAAUCCAUCAGACACAGGUAGUCUUCGAUCCCUACCCACAGACCAUAUUUUGGAUCCCUUGUGUCAAGAGGAAGAAUUCUUAAAAGAUGGCCACAGAGUAUCUAUGAACAGAAGGUAUAGCCAAUCCGACAGGCAUUUGGAACAAGAUAGAGACUCUAUUGAGGAUGAUGCCGUUCAUUUGGAUGAGGAAACUUUGUUCAAAGUUGGCAAAAGAGAUGUCCGGCUUCAGACAAUGGAGGAUUUUGAGAAGGAGAUCAAGCUUAGCUUUAACAUUCCACGAAUUUUGAAUGAAGAAGACCAAACCAAGGAGCCAGCAGGUGAUGUUGAAAGGGACGCUGGAUUAGGUUUUGAUGAUUCCUCAAAGCAAAGAUCGAAGGAAUAUUGGAAGGAACAGUUUCUAUUGUUUUUUCAACCAUCCGAUAACAAACUUGCCAAGAAACUAUUUGGCACUAAAGUUGCUCUCAACAAAGAACGCACUAGACAACGGAAACAGGGGAAGUGGAUCAUUCAUCCGGCAAGCAACUUUAGGUAA
This is a messenger RNA of Rodentolepis nana, 1536 nucleotides long. NCBI's taxonomy places the organism in Eukaryota, Metazoa, Platyhelminthes, Cestoda, Cyclophyllidea, Hymenolepididae. The record is from the annotation of a GenBank genome assembly.